Messenger RNA from Spinacia oleracea (spinach), 1636 nucleotides. RefSeq names its product peter Pan-like protein. Lineage: Eukaryota; Viridiplantae; Streptophyta; Magnoliopsida; Caryophyllales; Amaranthaceae. Gene Ontology annotation, cellular component: preribosome, large subunit precursor. The coding region runs from base 272 to 1300 and encodes 342 amino acids. The transcript is spliced from 8 exons. Gene Ontology annotation, molecular function: rRNA binding. Gene Ontology annotation, biological process: ribosomal large subunit assembly; rRNA processing. The record is from RefSeq and is a predicted model, not a curated record.
CUAUUUGGCAUAUACCCUCGUAAAACCCCAAAUGAAUUUUCUUCCUCGCAGCUGCUCUUCAUCUCCUUCCUCGUUCUGAUUGCCUCCUCCUCCUAAAACCCUAACUGCCUUCCUCCAGCAUAACAACCAUCUUCUAGUUGUGUCGCCACCUCUAGACGGCGGCUCCUCUGCAAGCACCACUCUUCUCUCAGCUCUCUGCUUCUGCUAUCCUCGUUAAUUAUCUACAAGUAUUUUGAGCACAACCAAUUUUCGCAUUAGCUGAAGAAUUACGAUGGGUCGAUUUCGCCAUAGGAAAAGAAAGAUAGUUGUUAAACCAAAUGUGAAGAACCAACAGCUGCCAACUGUUGAUCAAAUUACUGGGAAGAAGAUACCCCAAAGUUUCGUUUUCUCGAGAACUAAGCUUCCUCCUGUCUUACGACAACUCGAAAUGGAUUUGAGGAAAUUGAUGCUUCCUUACACUGCUCUUAAGCUCAAGGAAAAGAAGAGGAACAGUCUCAAGGAUUUUUUGAAUGUUGCCGGGCCUAUGGGUGUAACUCAUUUCCUUAUAUUAUCAAAAACCAACGUUGGACCAUAUUUGAGAGUUGCGAAGACCCCACAGGGUCCAACUCUUACAUUUAAGAUCCAUGAAUACUCAUUGGCUGUUGACGUUGCUCGAUCUCAAUUACGACCUCGAUGUCCUCAAGAUCUGUUCAAAAAUUCUCCACUGCUUGUUCUGUCUGGUUUUGGCACCGGCGAGGAGCAUUUGACUUUGAUAACUAGAAUGUUUCAACACAUGUUUCCAUCUAUUGAUGUUAACACAGUCAAACUUGCUUUGUGUCAGAGAAUAGUGUUGGUUCACUACAACAAAGAAAGUAAGCGCAUAGACUUUCGGCAUUAUUCUAUAAGAUUACAACCUGUUGGUGUAUCCCGUAGACUCAGAAAGUUUGUGCAGAACCACCAGGUUCCUGAUUUAAGGAAUCUGCAGGAUGUUAGUGAUUUUGUAACAAGGGCUGGUUAUGGAUCUGAAAGUGAAGCCGAUGAUGAAGCUGCAACUGUUAGCCUUGUGAGUGAUCUUGGUAGAGUCAACCGUGCAUCUACUAAAAGUGCUGUCAAGCUUCAAGAGAUUGGACCAAGGAUGACUCUUGAACUGAUCAAAAUUGAGGAUGGAAUGUGUUCUGGUCAAAUGCUGUUCAGUAAUGAUGGAAAAUGUGGUGGUAAGAGGACUCAAGAGGAUGAAAAUGAUGAGGAAGAAGAGGAAGAUAGCCAAGAAGAAGAAGAAGAAGAAGACGAUGAAAAAGAAGAAGGUGACGAGGAAGAAUAGUUUGCUGGUAACCCUCACCGAGUUUCAGAGGAAGCUCGAGAACCUGUGUUCAACUCAAGAAGAUAAUGGGCUUGUAAUUUGGAAAGUGGGUAUUGUAAUUUUGUCAGCUGCUAAAUUUUGCAUGUUGUUGAGAGGAAUUCGGUAUGUACUGUUUUAGGAAGUAAAACUGAACAGUUGCAGAAAAUUUUGCGAAUGAUCUUUUGCCUCUGUUUUUUGCUGCUACAGAGUACUACAGAGUAUGUCGUAGGAGUUGUAAAAGAACGAAAGGGGUUAAGUCUUAAAGUCUAGUUUUGUGUAGAAUCAUCUUCAUUUUCAACAAAAUAUUUCCAUUCUUCA